Molecule: messenger RNA, 1195 nt
Organism: Myodes glareolus (Bank vole)
Lineage: Eukaryota; Metazoa; Chordata; Mammalia; Rodentia; Cricetidae
Gene: Alg5
Product: ALG5 dolichyl-phosphate beta-glucosyltransferase
Biological process (GO): protein N-linked glycosylation
Cellular component (GO): endoplasmic reticulum membrane
Source: RefSeq, a predicted model, not a curated record
GUGGGGCCGGGCUGGAAGGGGCGCGGCGUCGCUCGGCGCUUCCGCAAUUGUGGAGCUGCGGGAUGUCUGCGCUGCUGCUGCAGCUGGCGGGGCUCGGCGUGGCGCUUGCGGCCGCCGUGCUCAUUUUGGUAUCUGUCAUUGCAUUUAUAACAGCUACAAAAAUGCCACCACAUCACCAACACGAAGAAGAGAAAUUCUUCCUUAAUGCCAAAGGCCAGAAGGAAACUUUACCCAGCAUCUGGGACUCACCUACCAAACAGCUGUCUGUUGUUGUGCCUUCCUACAACGAAGAGAAACGGUUGCCCGUGAUGAUGGAUGAAGCCCUGAACUACCUAGAAAAGAGACAGAAGCAGGACCCUGUGUUCACUUACGAGGUGAUAGUGGUUGACGACGGCAGUCAAGACCAGACGUCACAGGUCGCUUUAAAAUACUGCCAGAAAUACGGAAGUGACAAAGUGCGAGUGAUAACGCUGGUUCAGAACCGCGGGAAAGGAGGUGCUGUGCGGAUGGGUGUGUUCAGUUCUCGAGGAGAGAAGAUCCUCAUGGCAGAUGCUGAUGGAGCCACAAAGUUUCCAGAUGUUGAAAAACUAGAGAAGGGGCUGAGUGAUCUCCGGCCGUGGCCUGAUCAAAUGGCCAUCGCCUGUGGAUCUCGAGCUCAUUUGGAGAAAGAAUCAAUUGCUCAGCGCUCUUACUUCCGCACUCUGCUUAUGUAUGGAUUCCAUUUCCUGGUGUGGUUCCUUUGUGUCAAAGGAAUCAGGGACACGCAGUGUGGGUUCAAAUUACUGACCCGAGAAGCAGCAGCCCGGACCUUCUCAUCUCUGCACAUCGAACGAUGGGCAUUUGAUGUAGAACUGCUAUACAUAGCACAAUUUCUUAAAAUUCCAAUAGCGGAAGUCGCCGUCAACUGGACUGAAAUUGAGGGUUCUAAGUUGGUUCCGUUUUGGAGCUGGCUACAAAUGGGCAGAGAUCUGCUCUUCAUCCGCCUGCGGUAUCUGCUGGGCGCCUGGAAGCUCGAGCGAACACGGAAAAUGAGCUAGUUUGCCGCCGGGACCGGACUGCACUUUUACCUACGGUGUCAUACAAUUUCACUUGAAAUCAGGAUUUUUCAAUGAAGCUGUGAUGGACCCAUCCUCACUAUCUGCAAACCAUGAGAUGUCUUUGGGGACAAAUAAAUUUUUACGUAUUUGUGUCAUAA